AGCUGUGGCUGUGGCAACAAAACCAUCUCACCUCUGCUGAGAUUUUACUGCAUCAUCUGGAUUUUUCCGUCAUACUGUUGGACCAUUGCGUUAAAAUAGAUUAUUUAUCUGUGACACUCUCAUCAAUCCACAAGAGGAAAACUCAGUUCUUUCUUCAGAGGCACAGCUUCUCCUGAGGAGUGUCCAAUACUGAAGCAGUGAUGAUGGGUGUGUGGGCCAGAGCAGUGGCUUUGUUUUUAGUGCUGCAGCAGCUGGUGGUCACUGUCACAGCUCAAGGCAUUGUCUACGACCUGCUGAACUCUCCAGACUGCCUGCCAGACUUGCUCCAAGGAAGCUUGAAGAACAAAGGGCGAGAUGAGGCUUUCCUCCUCUCUUCCUUCAGGCUUCACAACAAGGCCCCCACCUCCCUCUACAGCGUCAUCAACCCCAAAGACAACACCAAGUACCUGGAACUCAGCGUGCAGGCCAAACUGAGCAAGAUGACCGUUCGUUACCAAAAGACUGAUGGCAGAUUUGGCACAACCAGUUUCAACCACGCCUCCCUGGCUGAUGGUCAGGAACACCAUGUGAUACUACAUGCCAUUGGCCUACAGCGUGGUCCACCUCGCCUCAAUAUCUAUAUAGACUGCAGACUGGUGCACACUUUAGAUGAUCUGCCAGCUGCAUUUGGGUCACUCCCACCUGGUCCCAACAAGGUGGCGCUUAGGACCCUGCAGUCAAUGAGACAGGAUGAACUGACAGACUUGAAGCUGGUGAUAGAGGACACCAUAGACAAUGUGGCCACUCUGCAGGACUGUAGCGAGGACCAGGUUGAAUCUGUGCAGCUGCUGGGUAUCCAAGGAGGCAGGACAAUACAUGACCAGGCCACAAUGUGGGAGCUGAAGAGCAUGAUAUCGGAGAUGAAGGAGCUGCUACAACAGCAGAUUAAGGAGACAAAUUAUCUGAGGAAUACCAUCGCAGAGUGUCUUGCCUGUGGUCUUGGAGGCAGUCCAACCAACCCAGCUCCAGAUCCAAGUCCUGGCAAAGUUAUUAUGCAGCCUCAGCCUCUGACUCAGUGCCCAGCUGGGACCUGUUUCAGACAGAACAUGUGCAUUCGUACAGAGACAGGUUUCCAGUGUGCCCCCUGUCCAGAUGGAUAUACAGGAGAUGGGAUACAAUGUGACGACGUGGAUGAGUGCCAGUUUAACCCAUGCUUCCCUGGUGUUCGGUGUAUAAACACUGCUCCUGGUUUUCGCUGUGGGCAGUGCCCUCUGGGAUACACUGGACCAGAGAUAAAUGGAGUGGGAGUGAACUAUGCUAAGUCACACAAACAGGUGUGUGAGGAUAUAGAUGAGUGUUUGCACCCGCCUGAGAAUGGAGGUUGCACUGCCAACUCGCACUGCCACAACACUAUAGGCUCCUUCCGCUGUGGAGGGUGUAAAAGCGGUUUCACAGGUGACCAGGUGGGAGGUUGCCAUGGCACCAGGCUUUGCCCCAAUGGUCAACCCAACCCCUGUGACAUCAAUGCGGAGUGUGUUGUAGCAAGAGACGGCAGCAUUAGCUGUGUGUGUGGCAUUGGUUGGGCAGGUAAUGGCUAUGUGUGUGGAAAGGACACAGAUAUUGACGCAUAUCCUGACAACAAGCUCCAGUGCAGAGACAACCACUGUAAAAAGGAUAACUGUGUGUUUGUGCCAAACUCCGGCCAAGAGGACGCAGACAGGGAUGGGUUGGGUGACUCCUGUGAUGAUGAUGCAGACAGUGAUGGAAUUGCUAACAUAGAUGACAAUUGCUGGCUCGUUCCUAAUGUGGACCAAAGGAACAGUGAUAAGGAUGUCCAUGGCGAUGCCUGUGACAACUGCAGGAUGGUUGAAAACCCCACACAGAAGGAUACAGAUCAAGACGGACUGGGAGAUGAAUGUGAUGAUGAUAUGGAUGGGGACGGCCUAAAGAAUAUUCUUGACAACUGCCAGGGGGUCCCCAACCCAGACCAAAAAGACAGAGACAACGAUGGGGUGGGAGAUGCUUGUGAUAGCUGCCCUGAUAUGGUCAACCCUAACCAGUCUGACUCAGAUGAUGACCUUGUAGGAGAUACCUGUGACGACAACAUAGACAGUGACGGUGACGGCCACCAGAACACAAAGGACAACUGUCCCAAAAUUAUCAACUCCUCACAGCUGGACACUGACAAGGAUGGAAUGGGAGAUGAGUGUGAUGACGAUGACGAUAAUGACGGCAUCCUGGACACAGAUGACAACUGCCGACUAGUUGCCAACUCAGACCAAAAGGACACAGAUAACAACGGAGUGGGAGACGCAUGUGAAGGAGACUUUGACAAAGACAAUGUCAUCGACAUAAUCGAUCACUGCCCCGAGAAUGCUGAGGUCACCCUGACCGACUUCAGAGCCUAUCAGACUGUAGUGCUGGACCCAGAGGGGGACUCUCAGAUUGACCCCAACUGGGUUGUCCUCAAUCAGGGCAUGGAGAUAGUACAGACCAUGAACUCUGACCCUGGCCUUGCUGUAGGCUACACAGCGUUCAGCGGAGUUGACUUUGAGGGAACAUUCCACGUGAACACAGUGACAGAUGACGACUAUGCUGGCUUCAUCUUCGGCUACCAGGACUCCUCCUCCUUCUAUGUGGUGAUGUGGAAACAGACAGAACAAACAUACUGGCAGGCUGCGCCCUUUAGAGCUGUUGCUGAUCCAGGAAUACAACUCAAGGUUGUGAAGUCUAAGACUGGUCCUGGUGAGUAUCUGAGGAACUCCCUGUGGCACACAGGAGACACUCCCGAGCAGGUCCGUCUCCUGUGGAAGGACCCCAGGAAUGUUGGCUGGAAGGACAAGGUCUCCUACCGCUGGUUCCUCCAGCACAGACCACAGGUUGGAUACAUCAGGGCUCGCUUCUUUGAGGGUUCUGAGCUGGUGGCGGACACAGAGAUGAUUAUCGACACCAGCAUGAGAGGCGGGAGACUGGGCGUGUUCUGCUUCUCUCAGGAAAAUAUCAUCUGGUCCAAUCUGAAGUACCGCUGCAACGACACUAUUCCUGCUGACUACCGGGAUCUCAAUGCCCAGCACACACAGUGAAGUCAGAGAAGGGGGGCGAUCCAUCAAGGAAACAACUUGAGUCCUGUUGAAUAUGUGGAUGAAAAGAGCAGAGCUGCACUGCUGAGAACAGAAGCAGCGGACAUGAGUUAGAGAAAGAUGAAUGUUAGAGUGAACAUGACAGUUUUGGUAAAAGACUGGACUUGAUUGUAUUUUUAACAAGUGAGAGGAUCUUAGGAAAACAUAACAUUGGGCAUUAUAUACUUUAAUUCAGUGUAACUGAAUUUAGUACGUUCUUGUAUAAAUCAUCAACUGGGUUCUUUGUAUGUCAAUGAAAUAUCAUCUGUGAUUUUAUCAGUAUUUUAUGAGUACUGUUUAAGAUGCAGUCCUGUUUUUGAAUAUAUUGUAAGUACAAUAAAAUUCUGAGCAUUUCAUAAAAUCAAACAGGUUCUAUCUCAAUUUUUUUCAUGAGAUCAUUGUGUGUUAUUU
Messenger RNA from Larimichthys crocea (large yellow croaker), 3509 nucleotides. RefSeq names its product thrombospondin 4a (gene thbs4a). Bases 201 to 3062 code for a protein of 953 amino acids. Lineage: Eukaryota; Metazoa; Chordata; Actinopteri; Sciaenidae. Gene Ontology annotation, molecular function: calcium ion binding. The transcript has 23 exons. The record is from RefSeq and is a predicted model, not a curated record. Gene Ontology annotation, cellular component: extracellular region. Gene Ontology annotation, biological process: cell adhesion.